Molecule: messenger RNA, 1353 nt
Organism: Dicrocoelium dendriticum
Lineage: Eukaryota; Metazoa; Platyhelminthes; Trematoda; Plagiorchiida; Dicrocoeliidae
Source: the annotation of a GenBank genome assembly
AGGUUAUCGGGUUGUCUUAUCGGAUUAUCCAGCCUUACAAAAUGUGUCUACAGGCACUCUGAAUACCUACAUCAAUCGGAUGGUCCGCUGGUUGCGACUACGGCUCCGUAUGCUCCCGUUGGUCGCCGGCUUGCUAGAGCCUUGCAGUGAAGCAGUCACUGUGGGGGUACUUUUCGCUUUGUCCGUCAACUACCUCUUUGAUGUGCCAUUUUUCUAUCUGGUGUUGGGCCACUUUAUAAUAUGGCUCGCUCUGGAUUACACGUUAUUGCGCUUGGUACAGCAUGGUCCUCUUCCGCUCUCCGUACCCAAAUUUCUGCUGGUCUGGUUGUUCCGCGAGAUGCUUGUUUACGUAAUUUUUUUGAAGGCCAUCACCAAUCCGUCUGCUAUCACCUGGGGUAAGUAUUCCUAUCACGUAAAAAUGGGCGGGUUGACUACACGAAUGGCGCCUUCGUCCGCAUUACGUGACCUUCCUGAGGCCAACGCUUGCCCGACCCGCGUUGAUUUCAACAAGCCUGGCAACGCGUAUGCGCAUGUGGCAAGCAACGAUCGAUUCACAUGUGUAGUCAAUGAAGACCCCUCUGCAAUCCCGCUGAACUCUUUUGCAUCGGAUUUACCUAAGAAUCACUUGGAUGUUUGAUCACUCGGUAAUUUUGCAUUGGAAUUCCUAUUCGUUCCAUCGUUCAAAAUCCCUUCCUUCCACAAGCACCCCAAAGAUGUGCACCCCUCCGAGAUAUAUGUACAGCCUUAUCGGUAGCUCGUUUUUAAAUUUAAAAACCGCGCUUUCCUUAUGCGCCUGUCUUUCUUUUCCUGUGCACACCGAAUAACCCUGCUCUCCAUCGUCCAUUCAGUCGAAAGCACAGGAGAUGAUGAAUAUGAUUUGCUUUUUAUUUUUUACCAACUGUGAUGUAUUUGUACUGUGAUCAAAUUCACUUCGCUGCGUGUUUAUUUACUUCACCCAUGCAGAUAGAGCAGUCAAUGGCCGCGGACUCCUGUCCAUACUUUCCUAAUCAUGUCGAAGUUUGUAUCAUAUCUUAUACUUGGCAGUGCAACAUAUCGUUUCAUUUAAAUUACCCUAAUAACAACCACUUGACUCGGUUGGUUUAUUUUCCUCUUUUGACCUUAUACACCCCGAAUCCCAGCGACGCAACGGCAUGAGGAUGCGGUCCACUGUCGGUCACGUUAUUUUUUCUCAGUCAAUAUUGUUCUCUUCGCGGUUGUCGUGAAUGUCAUCCUGUUUGCGCAUUCCUGCGAACUUUGUCCAGUUGGGUGGACUCCUUAUUCUAUCGCUAUCGAUCUGAAGAAACUGCAUUGUACAAACAUCCAACGCGCACACGCGUUGAAGCACAUUUUAAG